CGUGAAUAGCUAAUUGAAUAGCUAAUAAUUCUCAGUAACAGACAACUUCCUCUUCCAAAUGAGUGUAGAUCCCCUAAUCGCAACAGCAGACGCUGCCCCUGACAUCUGCGCCACUCUCCAGCCCGACCCUCCAGGCCGACUCUGGGCCAUCAGCGACCUCCACCUUUCGUACAAGGCGAACCGCGAAGCUCUUGAGAAGCUCAACCCCCGCCCAAACGACGGUCUGAUCCUCUGUGGAGACAUUGGAGAAACUGCCGAACACCUCCGUCUUGCCUUCACGCAGGCCACAGCGUGUUUCCGGCAGGUCUUUUGGGUCCCCGGUAAUCACGAGCUAUACACUCUACCUACACAGAAAGAGCAUGGGCUUCGUGGCGAGAAGAAAUACGAUGAGUGUGUGGAAGUAGCGCGGGAAUUUGGGGUGCUCACACCCGAGGAUGACUAUGUCCUCUGGGAGGGCGAGGGUGGUCCCUGCCUCAUCGCACCCAUCUUCACGCUGUAUGAUUACAGCUUUCGACCAGCGCACGUGAAGCUCGAAGAAGCUCUUGCAUGGGCCAAAGAGGAGAAUAUUGAAGCCACCGAUGAAUAUCUACUUCAUCCCGACCCACACCCCUCACGCAUCGCAUGGUGCGAGGCGCUCAUCGCACGCACCGAGCAUAAGCUCUCAGCUGCAGUCGCGUCAAACCCGGAUGUAAAACUGAUCAUUGUUGGACACUGGCCACUGCGAGAAGACCUCGUCAAGCUCUUCCUCGUUCCCAGAUUCUGCAUCUGGUGCGGCACCAAGAAGACUGAGGACUGGCACAUCAAGUAUAAUGCGAAGGUGGUUGUGAGCGGGCACCUUCAUAUCAGGCGGACAGACUGGAGGGAUGACACGCGCUUCGAAGAGGUUAGUUUAGGCUACCCCAGGCAGUGGAAGGAAUGCAAAGACCGAGACCUGGACAUCAAUCAUCUCCUUCGAGAGAUUCUACCAGGUCCGCCUACGCCUCCUGUGGAGAGGAGAUCGACUAAAUGGAGGCGAUUUGCAUGAUGUGCUGCAAUGUCCAAAGGCUUGUGAUUUCCAAGGAGGACCCCAGCAUUCCAAUCAAUUUAUUUUAUGAGCCCUCUCCUACAGUAGGUCUCGCAGUUCCCAAAUUUCGUUCUUUUUCCUCCAUAUCUUGUAUAGAUUUCAUGAAUCUAAUCUUUGUUUUCGA
This is a messenger RNA of Lindgomyces ingoldianus, 1187 nucleotides long. Its product is annotated as Metallo-dependent phosphatase. The transcript has a single exon. Bases 59 to 1024 code for a protein of 321 amino acids. The record is from RefSeq and is a predicted model, not a curated record. Gene Ontology annotation, molecular function: hydrolase activity. Lineage: Eukaryota; Fungi; Ascomycota; Dothideomycetes; Pleosporales; Lindgomycetaceae.